CUGGUCCCCUGUUCUCUGUCUCCUUUACCUACCUCCUGGUGGUUCUGCCCUUGCUGCUGCUCUCUUGCCCGAGGGGUGCUUUUCCUCUUCUUGCUGCAGGGUUUUAGGGACCCAACGGGCCCCCCGCGCAGGACCACGUGGUGCCGGGGAGCGACCCUCUUAGGCCCAGGGGACCCGAGCGUCAAGGCUGGCGGCCCGGCGCCGUCCGCCGCUGCCGGCCCACGUGGGGACCACCGACUCUCUCCUGGGCGGCCCUGGCCUCCGAGGGCAUGUGGUCCUCACCCAGCGCUUUCGGUUCUCGGAGGAGCAGGGCCUGGGAGCGGAGGGGGCCGUGCUGGAGGUGUGCGUCCCGCAGGUCCUGCAUCUUCAGUACGGAAUGUACGUAUGGCCCUGUGCUGUGGUCCUGGCCCAGUACCUGUGGUUUCACAGAAGCUCUCUCCCAGGCAAGGCUAUCUUAGAGGUUGGAGCUGGAGUGAGCCUUCCAGGAAUUCUAGCUGCAAAAUGUGGUGCUAAAGUAAUACUGUCUGACAGUUCAGAGCUGCCUCACUGUCUGGAAGUCUGUCGGCAAAGCUGCCGUAUGAACGGCCUGCCGCAGGUGCGUGCUGUAGGACUCACAUGGGGUCACGUAUCUCGGGACCUUCUGGCUUUGCCACCACAAGAUAUUAUUCUAGCAUCGGAUGUGUUCUUUGAACCAGAAGAUUUUGAAGACAUUUUAACUACAGUGUACUUUUUGAUGCAGAAGAACCCCAAGGUCCAAAUGUGGUCUACUUACCAGGUGAGAAGUGCUGACUGGUCACUUGAAGCUUUGCUCUACAAGUGGGACAUGAAAUGUGUCCACAUUCCUCUGGCGUCUUUUGAUGCAGACAAAGAAGAUAUAGCAGAAUCUGCCCUCCCAGGAAGACAUACUGUUGAAAUGCUGGUCAUCUCCUUUGCAAAGGACAGUCUCUGA
Messenger RNA from Pteronotus mesoamericanus, 949 nucleotides. It is a transcript of the gene METTL23, whose product is annotated as methyltransferase 23, arginine. Lineage: Eukaryota; Metazoa; Chordata; Mammalia; Chiroptera; Mormoopidae. The transcript is spliced from 5 exons. The record is from RefSeq and is a predicted model, not a curated record. Gene Ontology annotation, cellular component: cytoplasm; nucleus. The coding region runs from base 377 to 949 and encodes 190 amino acids.